Messenger RNA from Phialemonium atrogriseum, 1283 nucleotides. Its product is annotated as putative DUF1168 domain protein. Gene Ontology annotation, biological process: negative regulation of protein kinase activity. Gene Ontology annotation, molecular function: double-stranded RNA binding; protein kinase binding; protein kinase inhibitor activity. Gene Ontology annotation, cellular component: nucleolus. Lineage: Eukaryota; Fungi; Ascomycota; Sordariomycetes; Cephalothecales; Cephalothecaceae. The transcript has a single exon. The coding region runs from base 245 to 871 and encodes 208 amino acids. The record is from RefSeq and is a predicted model, not a curated record.
AUCCAUACCAAGCUUGUGCAUACGAACCGAGAAACGGCGGCUAUUCUUCGAAGCCUUGUUUGGCACUAAACAUCUUGUCUGCCAGUGAGCCCCGACGCGAAGUCAAAAGUCAACAGAGAGGCGGCCACCUGCUGUCCCACCUCGAACCCCAAUUCCUGAACAUCCGGGGGGUGGUGCACAGGCGCGUAUCCUAGGCCAACUACCACAAGGACACGCCCCCAGCCAGCCAGCCAGCCAGCCAAGCAUGUCAGGCGAAGGCCCCGAAAGCAUCCCCACGUCGGCCGACCCGCGCUCGAAGCGCCCGGUCAAGAAGCGCGCCCUGACCCCGGUGACGGCGCAGGCCAAGACCGUGGACGCCCUCUUCGCGCGGCCGGACCAGGAGAUACGCAUCCCGGGCGCCGGCGGCCAGUCGCGGCCGCGCCUCGCCGCCCCGCCCGAGAUCGUCACCAAUGUGCAAGGGUCCAGCGCCGGCGCCGGCAGCGGCGAGUUCCACGUCUACAAGGCGAGCCGGCGGCGCGAGUACGAGCGCCUGCGGCAGAUGGACGAGGAUGUGCGGCGGGAGAGGGAGGACGACGAGUUUGAGAAGGCCAAGAGGGAGCGCGCGGCCAGGGACGCGGAGAGAACGAGGAGGAACCGCGAGAAGAGGGAGAAGAAGCUGAAGCUCCGGAAGAACAAGGAGCAGGGAGGGGGAGGAGACCAGGGAAAGGAAGCCCCCGGGAAAUCGUCGCUCAAGCCUCGGGGCGACAGUCAUCCGGCCGGCGCGCCUCAAAGAUCUGCUGUCCCGGAGCCAAACCACGAGAGCAGCGUCGCAGAAGUGCGGGCGGCGGCUCCCACUGAUACACCAGGCCUUCUGAUUCACGACGAUGACUGAAGAAUGAUUUUGCGACCUGGCAGCGAUACUUCCAUUAUAUCCACAAAUGAUGACUGCGUAGUUGACGCUCCAGCCCUUGAGGAAACUUUUUUAUCUACCAUCCAUCCAUGGCAAAAUGCUGCUGCUGCCUUAAUACAGGGGGGUAUGCUAGGGUCACGACAUCAUACAUUCCCAUGAAACUGACUUUGCAGACCGUCUAAUCAUCACCGCCACCGACUCCAGUCCCAACUCCCGGCUGCGCCUUCUUAGCGCUGCAGAUAUCGUCAACUCUCAGCAGGAGACAGGCGGCCUAGAAUAGUGUCAGCUUCGUCAUCCUUCUUGGAUUGGCAAACAAGCCGGUGAUAGAUAGGAAAUAGUCUUACCUCAAUUGCAGUCUUCAUACUCUGGACCUUGAUGGCCUGGGGCUCCCACA